AUGCCCGUGGCGCAGAUCCUGCAAUCCAUGGAUGCGACCGUGACCGUGUGUCACUCCCGCACCCCUUGCUUGGAGCGGCUCGUGAAAGAGGCCGACAUAGUGGUCGCUGCACUCGGAAAGCCAGAGUAUGUUCGCAGUGCCCUCAGCGGCAUGUCGUUGUGCCAAACUUCCGAAGCCAUUCUUCUGGAACCAUGUGCCACGCAUCUCUGGCAGAGGCAGAACACACAGGACUUAAUCGCCUUCGUACGGAUAUGUAGCCAUUCCAAUCUAGCUUUACGCAGAAGAGCAAAAGGGUAUAAGAAGAGAACAGCCGCCCGGCAAGCUUCGCCUGCAUAG
Messenger RNA from Symbiodinium pilosum, 336 nucleotides. NCBI's taxonomy places the organism in Eukaryota, Dinophyceae, Suessiales, Symbiodiniaceae. The record is from the annotation of a GenBank genome assembly.